AUGUCGUCCUACGGUCCUCCGCGUAUGAUCAUCCUCUCCACCGCCGGUGGAAACGAUAUCUUUGUCCGCAUGCCUGAGAACUAUGAAAAAGCGAUGGCAGCAACCAUGGAAAGGUUCAACAUCCCAAAGGAGACGCAUUACGCCAGAUUAUCAGUCCGGGCUGUUGACUUGCCUUGGAUGGGUGGAUACGCGGCAAAAGACAGGGUCUAUAUCGCCGAUAACGAUUCAUAUCAAUAUGCUUGCACUGGGAAGCAUUUUGCUCGGUUCGAAGUUCAUGUGUACGCAAAGACUCCUAUGCCAAGUUCUUCUUCCUCAGGCUCUGACAAAGGCGACAAGAAAACCGAACCCAAGCCAGCAGAAGUUCCUCUUCCAGCCGAGACUUCCGAUAUGGAUGUCAUAUCGGCAGAAUCUGAGUUAACCUGUACCACGUUGAAGGGGAGAACUACGACUGCUGCUGGUGUCGUCUUUGGCGAUGUGCGGGUUACUCGGCCUGGAGCCUACCUUGGUGUACUCCAUAUCAAUGACAACAUGACAAAGCAAAGAUUUGUCGGAACUCAACUUCGUCCCGACGAAGUGUUUACCAGAUGUGUACCUCAGGAUAAGAACGUCUGUCGCGUUAUGUUUUGUCCUCGUUCUAUCCGCCCGGGUAUCAAACUACUUCACCCAGAUGAGAAGAAUGUCGAAAUCAGCUACUCUAUCAAGGACUGGUCUCUCGCCUCCUCAUACCCCACCACCACUCUCAACCCCGACCACUCCUCCAAGCACCGCAAACGUCUCCGCUGGUACAUCCGCGUCCACCCCUCGGGCAUGAUCGAAGAUCUCCUCACCGGCACAAAAUCGUCCAACCUCUUUUGCGAGCUCGUCCCCUCCUCCCCGACUACUGCCCCUGCGGCUCCUCCGAAAGAUUUACAAGCGGCGCUGGUACCUGCUUACCCGGAUUUAAGGCCGGGGAAUGCUUGGUGUCUACCGCUAGAGCUGUUUGUACCACAUUUGGAUCGGGUGUUGGAAGAUUUGGGGUUGGAGGUGGAGUGUAGGACGGGGAUGAUCACGAGCUGGUUGCCUGGUAUUUCGAGGCAUGGACACAUAGCGUAUAGGAUACUACACCGAAACCAAAUCGACCCGACCAUGAAGUUGACAAUCAUCCCGCCCCCUUCCGUCUUAAUCCGCAUAUUCGUCCUGUUCAAGGGCAUAUCAACUGCAGAACUGCCGCAGUGGGAAAAGUCCGGCGUCGCGCACGCCCAGUCUGGUUUAGAUUGGAGAGAUGCGGUGGGAUGGUCUCGAGACUUGGCAAAUGAGACCUUGUUCCGAGUGAUAGAGUAUGGGGCCAUGGAGGUGCAUGCUGUCGAAGUAUGA
This is a messenger RNA of Cryptococcus wingfieldii CBS 7118, 1353 nucleotides long. RefSeq lists its product as hypothetical. The transcript has 12 exons. The coding region runs from base 1 to 1353 and encodes 450 amino acids. NCBI's taxonomy places the organism in Eukaryota, Fungi, Basidiomycota, Tremellomycetes, Tremellales, Cryptococcaceae. The record is from RefSeq and is a predicted model, not a curated record.